Messenger RNA from Oryzias melastigma (Indian medaka), 6823 nucleotides. It is a transcript of the gene ptpn23a, whose product is annotated as protein tyrosine phosphatase, non-receptor type 23, a. The transcript has 24 exons. Gene Ontology annotation, cellular component: endosome. NCBI's taxonomy places the organism in Eukaryota, Metazoa, Chordata, Actinopteri, Beloniformes, Adrianichthyidae. Gene Ontology annotation, molecular function: protein tyrosine phosphatase activity; protein binding. Gene Ontology annotation, biological process: endocytic recycling; protein dephosphorylation; early endosome to late endosome transport. The record is from RefSeq and is a predicted model, not a curated record. Bases 246 to 5870 code for a protein of 1874 amino acids.
UAUGUUAUUCACAAACGGUUAACUGUCGCUGGUUUCAAGAUUUACUACAUUUCCCAGAAACCACUGGGGCGUAUACUUAGGCCUUCGUCACAUGCUUUCUCAGCUUCCGGUAGAAGUGUAAAUGGAUACAUGACACAGUUGUUUGGAGGAAAGCGAUCUUCGCGAUAAGCGACGCCUACAGAAAAUAACCUGCCGCGGUGUUUUCAUAUCGUAAACCCUGGUAGCGACCUCUGAAGCUGACCGCCAUGGAAGCGGUCCCCCGAAUGCCGAUGAUCUGGCUGGAUCUUAAAGAGGCUGGGGAGUUCCAGUUCAGCCCGUCCGUGAGGCAGUUCAUCUUGAAAAAUUAUGGAGAAAAUCCAGACAACUAUAAUGAACAGAUGAAGAAACUAGAGACUCUGCGACAGAGUGCAGUAAAUGUGACGAGGGACUUCGAGGGCUGCAGCACCCUGAGGAAGUACUUUGGACAGCUGCAUUACCUGCAGAGCAGAGUUCCCAUGGGACCAGGCCAGGAGGCCGCAGUUCCCAUCUCAUGGACGGAAAUUUUCUCUGGAAAAAACGUCACCCAUGAUGACAUCAGCUACGAACAGGCCUGCAUCCUGUACAAUCUGGGAGCUCUGCACUCCAUGCUGGGAGCCAUGGAUAACAGGGUUUCUGAGGAGGGAAUGAAAGUGUCCUGCACGCACUUCCAGUGCUCGGCGGGGGCCUUCACCUACCUCAGAGACCAUUUCAGCCACAACUUCAGCGUGGACAUGAGUCACCAGAUCCUGAACCUCAACAUCAAUCUCAUGCUGGGCCAGGCUCAGGAAUGUCUUCUGGAGAAGUCCAUGUUGGACAACAGGAAAAGUUUUCUGGUUGCUCGCAUUAGUGCUCAGGUGGUGGAUUACUAUAAAGAGGCCUGCAGGGCUCUGGAGAACUCCGAGACGGCCUCCAUGCUGGGAAAGAUCCAGAAGGACUGGAAGAAACUGGUCCAGAUGAAAAUAUACUACUUUGCUGCUAUUGCACAUCUUCACAUGGGAAAACAGGCUGAAGAGCAGCAGAAGUUUGGAGAACGGCUGGCUUACCUACAGAGCUCUUUGGACAAACUGGGGGAAGCAAUCAAGCUAGCUAAGGGUCAACCAGAUAGCGUGCAGGAAGCCUUGAGAUUUACCAUGGAUGUCAUUGGUGGAAAGUAUAAUUCUGCCAAAAAGGACAAUGACUUCAUCUAUCAUGAGACCGUUCCCUCUCUGGAGACGCUGGCAUCCGUCAAAGGCGCUCCUCUCGUGAAGGCUCUGCCCGUAAACCCCACUGACCCCAGUGUCACUGGGCCGGACCUGUUUGCCAAACUGGUGCCCAUGGCUGCACAUGAAGCCUCGUCUCUGUACAGCGAGGAGAAAGCAAAACUGCUGAGGGACAUCAUGGCCAAGAUUGACAGCAAGAAUGAAACUUUAGAGCAGUUCAUGGACUCUCUGGGACUAGAGCCCGAUUCUGUGGAUAACCUGGAGAUGUACAGCCACAUCCCUCCAGUCCUUAUGGAGAAAUGUGCAGCUCUCAGCGUCCGACCAGACACUGUCAAGAGUCUCAUUCAGUCCAUGCAGGUGCUCUCAGGCGUCUUCACCGAUGUGGAAUCCUCCCUGAAGGAAAUCAAAGAUGUCCUGGAGGCCGAUGAAAGCGGAGAGCACGCUCUGAAGGAGGCAGGAGGCCCCGCCGCAGGCGACAUACACCCCGCCGCACAAGGCCAGGCUCUGGCAGAGAUCCGCAGGGACCUGGAGAAGUACAUGGAGGCCCAUGAGAAGGCCAGCUUUACCAACACUGAGCUUCACCGGGCCAUGAACCUGCACAUCAGCAACCUGCGCCUGCUGGGGGGGCCGCUUGACAGUCUGAGAGAGGCUCUGCCACGGCCGCAGCUCAGCGAAGAGGAGGUGGCAGGACUGCAGACUAUGAAGCGGAUCCUGGCGAAAGUUCAUGAGAUGAGGGAGCAGAGAAACUCUUUGGAAAAACAGCUCCGAGACCUCAUCCAGCAGGACGACAUCACCUCAACGCUGGUCACCACAGAAAGAGGCGACAUGAAGCGCAUAUUUGAGGAGCAGCUGAAGAAGUACGAGCAGGUGAAGGUGUACAUCGACCAGAACCUCGCAGCGCAAGAGAACAUCCUGAAGGCUCUGACCGAGGCGAACGUUCAGUAUGCUUCGGUCCGUAAGCGACUGAGCCAGACAGAGCAGCAGUGGAACGGUACCGUGCAGGGCCUGGUGGGCUCGUAUGAAGCCUACGAAGACCUCAUGAAGAAAUCCCAGGAGGGAAAGGAGUUCUACGAUGACCUGGAAGCCAAAGCUUCACGCCUGUUGGAGAAGGCAAAAGCCCUGUGUCAGACCAGAGCAGAGGAAAGACGACCCAUCAUGGAAAAAGAGAUUCAGAAGAAAGCUCCUGCUCGUCCUACAGCAGCGAAGCCGUCUUUAAAACCCAGAGGAUCCGAUGUUGACUCUUCCUCCUCCAGCAUGGAGGACCCAGAGCUGGCCCAGAUUAAUGCUGCCAUCUUAGCCUUGGGUGGUGACCUUCCCGAGGACCUCCAAAGCCUCCCUUGUGACAUCCCCAACGCAAGAGGUCACCUGCCCGGCCCUGAAGCCUUCAUGCCACCUGCUGACAAGCUUCCUGGCAGCUCCUCCUUACCUUGGCCGGGCGCUGCAGCCGCAACGCUCGCUCACUUCCCCGCCAACCUGCCCCCUCCAGAAGUGUUGGCGCGUAUCGCACAGUUUCCUACAUCAGGGGGGCUGGUACCACAGGGGCCUUUUCCUCAGAUGACCCCGCAGAGGCUUCCUCAAAUGCCCCCCCAGCCUGUCGUGUCCGGGUAUCGGCCCCCGCCCCCUCAAGCUGCUCAACCCGGCCUCGUUGCUCCAGUCCCAGUCCGGCCUGCAAACACCACAGUGGACAGCGGUCACCCCCCUAUCCCAAAAUACACCCCCCCACCACGACUCCCCUCAGCAAGCUACCCACAGAUGGGGGCGUACCCCCAUAUGAUGCCCCAGCAGGGCGUCCCCAUGCAGGCCCCCGCCCAAGUGUCUGCAUCCCAGCAGCAAAAGCAUCUGCCGCAAUUCCCCCAACCCAUGAGGCAGGAGCCCCCGCAGGGGUACCAGCCCGCCCCACGAGCCGUCCCUCCUCAGCCUCAGCACAGCUACCCGCACGGGUAUAUGCCCCCCCAGGCCGGUGUCCCCCCUCAGUACCAGCAGCCUUUCCCGGGUCAUCUUCAGCAAAACGGUUUCCAGCCCCAAAUCCCCCAAAGUUACCCAGCUCCACAAGGCUACGCCCCCCAGCAGCACCCCCAUCUGAUGGCAGGAUCCCUGCAGAGGCCCCCCCAGGUACAGAUGCCACCCCAGGCCACCCACUCAGCGACGCCCACCACCUCCCAGCCGGCCCCAUCCAUACCCCAGCCCUAUCUUUCCCACCUCGGUCAACAGAUGCCCCCUGGACACCCCCACCAGCAGAUGCUGCCCCAGCAGCAGCAAAUGCCCAUGCCCCCCAACCCCCAGCAGAUGCUGCCACACCCCCAGAUGCAGAUCCCGGGUGGACCCAGAGUGCCGAUGCCUCCAGCAACACAGAGCUUUAUCCCCCCCUCUGGUCACCCCAUCCACCCCACCCUGCACCCCCAGCCCCAUAUGGGUGCCGGCCCCCAGAUUAACCUCCCAAGGGGGCCGAUGCCCCAAAUGCAGCACCAUGCCCUGCCCGGUCAGCCCCCCCUCCCAAACAUGCCUCAGCAGCCCAUGCAGAUGCGUAGCCAAUCUCAGCCUCAUUCUGGGGGGGUGAGUUACCCGGGAGGACCUGCCAUGAUGCCUAAGCAGCCACUGACCCCCCAGCCCCCUGUUCCUCAGGCUCCCCACUCUAUGGCCCCGCCUUCAGCCAUGUAUCCAGCAGGGACUAAUCUACCUCCAGUGUCUCCACAACAGCCCCCCGUUUUAGGCCAGCAUGCCCCUCCUGCCGCCCAGCACCUGAUUCAGCCCCCCCCAGGCGGGCCCACAGCAGUGCAGCCAGCCAACCCCGUCCCCCCAUCCCCAUCACCCUCCCCGUCCCCGUCUCCGUCUCCAGGUCCGUCCUCUCUGGGUCUGAUUCCUCAGAGACCCACGCCCACCCCCACACCUGGAAGCAUAGCUCCUCCCACUCUCCCCUCCCCCUCCGCUGCUUCUCCGUCGACAUCGCUGUUCCAGCGGCAGAACUCCAGCACAGACGAUCUCCUUUCUUCAAGCCCAGAAAGCCAAAGCGGGGGCACCAAGGCCGCCACCAACGUCCUACAACCCACCAAAGCUGACCCGCAGGACGGAGAGCGCCGAAAGAAAAGCUCCCAGGGCGUUCUCCUGAUUCAGGGGGAUCCGUACCAGGCCCCCGAGCGGGUGGCGUACCUGCACCACGAACUGGAACGUUACAGAGCUCAGGUAGAGUCCCUGGAGCAGCCCUCGGAGAGCGAAGGGGGGCUGUCGGUGCUCGACGCCCGCUGGAAGGAGCUCCAGGACCAGCAGGAGAAGGAUGCCCGCCAGCUCUCCAUCGCCAUCGCUCGCUGCUACACCAUGAAGAACCGCCAUCAGGACGUCAUGCCUUACGACUUCAACCGGGUCGUGCUGCAGUCCGGCAAAGACGACUACAUCAACGCCAGCUUCGUAGAGGACCUGUCACCGUAUUGUCCACGCCUUAUCGCCACGCAGGCUCCGCUCAGCGGCACGGCGGCCGACUUCUGGCUGAUGGUGUACGAGCAGAAAGUGUCUCUGAUAGUUAUGGUCGUCUCGGAGCCGGAGCUGGAGAAGGGGAAAGUUCUUCGUUACUUCCCGACGGAACGAGGUCAGCAGCUCUCUCAGGGACCAAUCACUCUCAGCCUAACCACACAGAAGACCACGCCCACACACGUGGAGCGCAUGAUCAGCCUGCAGUUUCGUGACCAAAGCCUGAAGCGCACCGUCGUGCAUCUCCAGUUUACUUCCUGGCCUGAGUUGGGUCUUCCUGAAAGCAAAGAGAACCUGCUUCACUUCAUUCAGGAGGUUCAUGGACACUACCUGCACCAGAGGCCCUUACACACCCCUGUUGUCGUGCACUGCAGCUCUGGUGUUGGACGCACCGGCGCCUUCAGCCUCCUGUACGCAGCUCUGCAGGAGCUGGAGGCAGGAAAAGGAAUCCCAGACCUUCCAGUUUUAGUGAAGAAGAUGAGACAGCAGAGGAAGAACAUGCUGCAGGAGAAGCUUCAUCUGAAGUUCUGCUAUGAGGCUGUGUUGAAGCACGCUGAGCAGGUUCUCCAGCGCCAUGGCAUCACUGCUGCCGCCUACAGCAAGAACACCAACUCUGCAGCCGCAAAGCCUUACUCCAGACAAGAGUCUCAGCUGGACCUGGUCCUCGGCGGCGACAUGCCCAUCAGCUCCAUUCAGGCCACCAUCGCCAAGCUCAGCAUCCGGCCCCCCAGCACAGACACCACGGCGGAGGCCGGCGUGGAGGAGGCGGUUCCAGGCCUGGACUCGAUGGGCCACAUCCACGUCCUGCAGGAUCCCUGCCCCCCCACAGACUGCCCGCUUCCCCCCUCCCUCAGCCCGCCUCUCACAUCGCCGACUCAGUCCCCCCCACCACCCAACGGGGUGGAUGCUCUCUCUCCUCCAACUCCACCCAAUCACCAGCCGGUCCCAGAAGCCACGCCCAGCAUCAGCCCGCCUCCUGCCUCCGCUCCAGCUCCUUCAUCUCUGGAGCUGCUGGCCUCCAUGACUCCGGAGGCUUUCUCUCUGGAGGGGGGAGGGAAAGGGAAGCAGCGGGUCACCAAGCAGAGCUUCCUGCAGCCGGCGGAGGGUCAGGGUCUCCACGGGGUCCGGGGCAGCGACGGCGACGACCCUCUCAGCUCUCUGGACCCGCUCUGGAGCCUCGGCAAGCGCUGAGUCGCCGCCGCAAACCGCCUUUCCCCUUUUAACCACCAGGUGUCAGUAAAACCGCUGAUCCUGCUUCUUCAGAAGGAAAAACGUUGAAUCCUAAGAGUGCUGGAGACAUUUUAUUGGUGUUAGUUACCAACAUGUGCCUGUUGGCAGACACGGUGUCACCCUUAAACAAACCCCCCCCCACCAUCAUUCUUCUCAUUCCUGGAGACUUCUGGGACCAGAUCACUAUGCACUCGUCUACACUUUCACUCCUUCUUUGCUGCUUUUUUAUCUUGUGUGCUGGUGGAUGGAAGCACUCCUGCACCUCCAGCUUCAGAUCUGGGCUGCCCACCUCUCCGAAAAAAUUCCCAGCAUGCACUUCUUCUUCUGUUUCCAUAGUCACUUUUAGGCUGUCGGCAGGAACAGUUCCAUCAUUUUGUUAACAAAAGUGAAGAAAAUUAGCUCGUCUUAACAAGUUUAUUUCUUUAAAAAUGUAAAAACCGUCUCUGUGGGAGAGAAUGAUUAUUGUUGUAAAAAUAUGAAAUAAAGUCAGUAGACUGAAAGGCUGUUUUAUUAAAGACUGUUUAUUUGAAAAUUAGUACAAACUUUUUCUCUUUUUUUUGUUUUGUUACAAAAAGGUAAAUAAGUUACCGCACCACUACAGCCUGCUGAGAUUGUGACCCGCCACGAGAAAAGGAGGUUUGGAGUUUUGUGACAAAAGCUGAGAGGAGAUGGCAGGUAAAGUAGAACCUUUACAUCUAAAAAAAAACAACAAAACAGUCAGAUAAAUGAUUGAAACCAGCAGAUGUUUGAGGAAGGAGAGCAGCAACAAUGGAGGAAAGGGGACAAUGUGAUGCUGCAGGUUUAGUUCAGUACGGAACAACAACAUUUACUAUAAACAGUCUGUUGCACCUAAAGGUUUCCAAUUUUUGCAGCAGAGAAAACACAUUUGUUAAAAACAAAAAAAUAUAAGAAAA